AUGGAGCUGGACCAAACAAGCGAAGGAGAGUCGGGCAGGAUAAGGCAGGAGCAGGUGCGGACGGCUUGUGCUUGGAGCGCGGCGGCCUGCACAGGUAGCAGGUCAACGCUGCCAAGCAGAGCUCCUAAAGAGACAGUAGAGGAAAAAAUUAAAGUGGUUCCUAUCUAUGCAUUUCCUUUGGGGACUGUGAGCGCUAAUGUCCUGAUCUUCCUGUGCACCAAUAUCAUCGGCAUCUGUACGCACUACCCUGCUGAAGUUUCCCAGAGACAAGCCUUUCAGGAGACCAGAGGCUACAUCCAGGCCAGGCUUCACCUGCAGAGGGAGAACCAGCAGCAGGAACGUCUGUUGCUUUCAGUGUUGCCAAGGCAUGUUGCUAUGGAGAUGAAGGCUGACAUCAAUGCCAAGAAAGAAGACAUGAUGUUUCAUAAGAUCUAUAUCCAGAAACAUGACAAUGUCAGCAUUCUGUUUGCUGACAUCGAGGGUUUCACCAGCCUGGCGUCCCAGUGCACGGCCCAGGAGCUGGUCAUGACGCUCAACGAGCUGUUUGCCCGUUUUGACAAGCUGGCGUCGGAGAACCACUGUCUCCGUAUCAAAAUUCUGGGUGAUUGUUACUACUGCGUGUCCGGGCUGCCCGAGCCGAGGGCCGACCACGCCCACUGCUGCGUGGAGAUGGGCGUGGACAUGAUCGAGGCCAUCUCGUUGGUGCGGGAGGUGACGGGGGUCAACGUGAACAUGCGCGUGGGCAUCCACAGCGGGCGGGUGCACUGCGGAGUGCUGGGGCUCCGGAAGUGGCAGUUUGACGUGUGGUCAAACGAUGUCACGCUGGCCAAUCACAUGGAAGCCGGAGGCAAAGCAGGACGGAUCCACAUCACAAAGGCCACUUUGCAGUACCUGAAUGGGGACUACGAAGUGGAGCCAGGGUUCGGGGGGGAGAGGAAUGCAUAUCUGAAGGAAAACAGCAUUGAGACUUUCCUGGUCCUCGGCUGCAGCCAGAAACGGAAGGAGGAGAAGGCAAUGAUGGCGAAGAUGCAGCGGACGAGGACCAACUCCAACGAGGGGCUGAUGCCCCGCUGGGUCCCGGACAGAACCUUCGCCAGGACCAAAGACUCUAAAGUCUUUAGACAAAUGGGGAUCGAUGAGACCUCCAGUAAAGACAACCGUGGAGUUCAGGAGGCCAUGAACCCAGAGGACGAGGUGGACGAAUUUCUGGGGCGAGCUAUUGACGCCCGGAGUAUAGACCAGCUCCGAAAAGACCACGUCAAGAAGUUCCUGCUCACCUUCCAGACCUCCAGCCUGGAGAAAAAGGUCCAAAGACCAGUCCCUGAUGAGUGCCAGAGCUUCUGGGUUGCUACACAUUACUCCAAGAAGGUGGACGAUCGCUUUGGGGGCUAUGUCGCCUGUACUCUGCUAGUAUUCUGCUUCAUAUCUUUCAUACAGAUUGUUAUCUUUCCACACACCCCAGUAAUGCUGGGGAUAUACAUCAGUAUCUUCAUCAUACUCGCCAACAUCCUCUUCAUCUGUGCCAUAUACUCUUGCAUUAAGGUAAAGGAGCUCCUGCGGCUUCUCCAACCAAAGGAUUUGCUCGCAUGUCUGUGCUCUGGCUGCGCAUCUAAUGCGGAAACCAUUUCUAUCCCGCAGCUCUUUCCAGCUGCGAUGCAGACUGUUUCCAAGAAGAUUGUUCAGUCGCGCACCAACAGCACCCUGGUUGGAGUGUUCUCCAUCAUCCUCGUCUUCAUCUCUGCCUUUGUCAAUAUGGUAAGGUCGGCGUCGCGGGGAACCCCACCACAUUUCGCCGAGUCAGCGGCCAUGCAAUUUGCCUGCGACACCAAGAGCUUGUCGGAAUGCGUGGCUGAGAAGCUGAACACCUCUGCGGCCCUGGUGACGCCCUGCGUGAUCCACAGCCUGAAUGUGUCCAUCGAGGGGGGGCUCGAGAUCUGUCCAAGCCAAGGCCCCUCGUGCCCCUUUCCUGAGUAUUUCAGCUACAGCGUGCUGCUGACGCUGCUGGCCUGCUCCGUGUUCCUGCAGAUCAGCAGCAUAGGGAAGCUGGCCCUCAUGCUGCUCAUCCAGUUCACCUUCCUGCUGCUGGUGGAGUGGCCACAAGUAGCCCUGUUCGACAACGCAGACCUCUUUGUCACCUCCAAUGCCAUCCCAUUUGUUGUGACCAAAGUGUCCCUGCGGGUCAUGACUCCAGUGAUCCUCACAGUCUUUGUCCUGGCACUGUACCUGCACGCACAGCAGGUGGAAUCCACGGCGCGCCUCGACUUCCUGUGGAAACUACAGGCCACAGAAGAGAAAGAAGAGAUGGAGGAGCUGCAAGCCUACAAUCGCCGCCUCCUCCACAACAUUCUGCCCAAGGACGUGGCUGCCCACUUCUUGGCCCGUGAGCGGCGCAACGACGAGCUCUACUACCAGUCAUGUGAGUGUGUGGCCGUCAUGUUCGCCUCCAUCAGCAACUUCUCCGAGUUCUACGUGGAGCUGGAGGCCAACAACGAGGGAGUGGAGUGUCUCCGGCUGCUCAACGAGAUCAUCGCCGACUUUGACGAGAUCAUCAGUGAAGACAAGUACCGGCAGCUGGAGAAGAUCAAGACCAUUGGCUCCACCUACAUGGCAGCCUCGGGUCUGAAUGACUCCACCUACGACAAAGAGGGUCGUUCCCACAUCACUGCACUAGCAGACUAUGCCAUGAGACUGAGAGAGCAGAUGAAAUACAUCAACGAGCAUUCCUUUAACAACUUCCAGAUGAAGAUAGGUCUGAAUAUUGGGCCGGUGGUAGCAGGGGUUAUUGGGGCCCGGAAGCCCCAGUAUGACAUUUGGGGGAACACAGUCAAUGUGGCCAGUCGCAUGGACAGCACAGGUGUGCCUGACCGCAUACAGGUGACCACAGACCUCCACCAGGUGCUUGCACGCAAAGGAUAUGUGCUGGAGUGCCGUGGGGUUGUUAAGGUCAAAGGUAAAGGGGAAAUGACCACCUACUUCCUGAACGAUGGACCCCCCAACAGUUAG
Molecule: messenger RNA, 3003 nt
Organism: Menidia menidia (Atlantic silverside)
Lineage: Eukaryota; Metazoa; Chordata; Actinopteri; Atheriniformes; Atherinopsidae
Source: the annotation of a GenBank genome assembly